Micropterus salmoides (largemouth bass) is the source of this 2242-nucleotide messenger RNA. Its product is annotated as C-type lectin domain family 4 member M-like. The coding region runs from base 879 to 1784 and encodes 301 amino acids. Lineage: Eukaryota; Metazoa; Chordata; Actinopteri; Centrarchiformes; Centrarchidae. The record is from RefSeq and is a predicted model, not a curated record. The transcript has 7 exons.
CUUCACAAAUCUUUGCUUUUGACUUUUGAAAAACACAAAAACAAUUGAUUGAUUACAGGUAGUGCUGGCCUGGGUUGGCAAAUUCAAAUCCCAACGUGAGUUAUCAGAAUAAACUUCAUCUGUUUUGGGAAAAUAAUGUUGAUUAAAAUUAAUCACAACACAGAAAAGUAGUUGAUUUGCAUGAAUGUGGAAAAACCAUGCUCAUAUAUGUUAACUGCUUUACUCAACCUUGGGAUUAUUAUAACACAUUGUGAUUAACAUUUUUAUUAGAAAAAGAACAAUGAAAUUGUUGUGUUUCUGUAAAAUUUUCUAAAAGUAAUAAGGUUAUUGACAGACAGGUUACCCUUUAAGACAUAUCAAUAUAGGAACAACAUGUUGGCACUUAAACAACAAACCAGUAAAUAAACCACAGAUUACUGUAAAGCUACAUAAUGUCUACUUUGAUAUGUGAAAUGUUUCAACAUGCUGAGAGUUCUUACAAAACAAAGGAAGCAGUCAAAAGAACAACCACCUGAUGUAGUAAAGAGAAAAUUUCACUGCCAACUCUGUUAACAAUUUAGUUAUGCUAACUUUUUUUUGUUUAGACACAUAAAAAUAAGACCUGUUAUGGCCUGGCCUUUGUCCAAUGUAUGCUGAACUUUGCUCCUGCCCACCAAACAAACAAACAAAAAAACCCAAUUCCCCAUAACUACCACUUGUCUGUCUUAUGACAUUCUGCCAAAAAGAAGAACUGAAUGCCAUUGACUCACAGCUGGAUGGACUGUCUCUGAAACCAAACCAAAGUGCACUCACAAUGACCUUACAUUUAGACCUCUGAGGCGGUUUGAGUUUCAAACUGAGACAAGGUGAACACUGUCUACAAUAGACCUGAUAAAAUAAUGGAGGAAGAACUGAAUUAUGCAACAGUGACUUUCAACAAUAAUGGCACUUUUAUAAAUGACAAACCAAACAACCUGGAAGUAAUCUAUGAUGAGGUGAAGACUGGGGAGCAAGCACGGGAUACGAAUCCUGAUUUUCCAGAAAAUGAAAAGAAAGCUCUGGUGCAAUGGCCUACUCUGCUCCAUCUGGUGGCAGCAAGUUUGGGGAUUAUUUGUGUCAUCUUGGUGUCAGUCGUCAUUGCCCUCAGUAUACACUUCAGCACAAUCAUGUCAGAGCAGUACAGAGAAAACAUCAACUUAACAGCAAUGAACCAGCAGCUGUGGACUGAAAAGACCGACUUAGAGAAACAGACAGCAGAGCUGACAAGAGAGAAAGACGGACUCAACUGGACCAUCGGUGUCAUCCUGGAAUAUAAGAACUUCCCAGUUAAUACCCACUGCCCACAGAAAGUGUGUAAACCUUGUCUAGACGGCUGGGUGCUGUUUCAGUCGAACUGUUACCUGUUUUCGAAAUCGAAUUAUUACCCUGAAUCGAUGGGUUGGCAGGGAAGCCGUGAUCAAUGCAAACAAAAGAUGGCAGAUCUGGUGGUGAUCGAAAGCCAGGAGGAACAGGAAUUCAUCAAUAACCAUACAAAAGACUACAAAGAUGAAAUGCAUGGUUAUUGGAUUGGUUUGAGCUACAGGAAUACAAUGGACACUUGGAUGUGGGUAGAUGGAAGCAAUUUCACUUUGAUGUACUGGGUAACACAACAACCAGGAAACCAGGGAUAUUGUGCUCUAACUCUGCCACGUGCAGAUCCUCUCGCCAACUGGCACAAAGUGAACUGUAAUUUGAGGAACCGGUGGAUCUGUGAAACUAGAGCCUUGAUCAAACCAGACGAGGAAUCAGCUUCAUUAUCCAAAUAGAUUAUGUCACAUUUAUUUAUUAAUCUAUUGGCCUACCAGGACAAGUUUUUUUGUGUGGUGUUUUUCCAGAUUUUUAAAUUUUUUAAAUUAUGUUGCAAUUAUUAUGCAUGUUUUCUUUUUGUUGUCUUUUUCUAAUUUAUUGCAAGUAUCCAUUUCUACAAAUGUUGCAGUGUACAUCACCUUUGAGUUAUAUUUAGCAUGCUUGAAUGCACUUUAUAUCAAAGAGAUAAGAAUGCAAACUGAACGUCAUCUAUCAUCUAUCUACUACAAUCUAAUGCAAUCCAAUAUCACGGCUUUGCAACUGAAGUUUAUAAUGUAUAGGUGUUUAGGAUAAAAGAAUUGUUAAUUCAAUUAUAUGUUUUAGCAUUGAGGCCAUAGUAAUGUUGUACUGGAAUUUAAUUGAGAGAAUUGUUGUAUUGCAUUCCAAUAGACUUAAUAAAGUAUCCACUAAGUGUCAA